Messenger RNA from Sclerotinia trifoliorum, 1119 nucleotides. Lineage: Eukaryota; Fungi; Ascomycota; Leotiomycetes; Helotiales; Sclerotiniaceae. The record is from the annotation of a GenBank genome assembly.
UCGACUUCCGUCCUAGAUUGGGAGUUUGCUCCGUGGCGGGGAAAAGGCGGGGAGUGGAAAUUAAUGUACACGUGACACCAAUGAAUUCCCGGCGCAUCAAGUGCAAUCUCAUGAACCUAGAUCACUCCGUUCCAUUCGCGCGCAUACAUACAAAACCACAAUGUCUUCCGGGUUCGUGUCAGGUGGAACAGCAGAUGCUCCAACUCAGCGCAGUGAUGAAUGGCUAGCCGCUCAGCAAGAAAUCGAAGCUAAUAGACAGCGAAAAGCCAUUGAAGCAAGACAGCAAGAUGGAAAGAGCUUGUUCGAGAUCCUAGAAGCAAAUAAAGGUAUGCAUCUAGGACCCUUGCAUUUGCAACCUUGCUAUUUUCUUAGACUGAUCACGUAGGGUGCGUUGAAUGAACCAGCUGCCAAACAAGAUGCAUUCGAAGAAACCAAUAAACUCAAGAACCAAUUCCGAUCAUUAGAUGAAGACGAGGUUGAAUUUCUGGAUUCGGUGUUAGAAAGUACGAGGGCAGAAGAAGAUAGGGUGAAGAAGGAAACUGCGGAAGGGUUGGAGCUAUUCAGAAAACAACAGGAAGAGGCAGACAAGAAGGCGAGAGCGGCAGAGAAUGAUGUAGCACAAAUACAAGAGGGUUCGCCGGUGCGUGAGGAUGAAUGGGGUGCUACGAGCCGGAAACGUAAGCGUACAAAGGAUAAAGAAGUAUUGAAGGGGGUGAAGGUUAGGAGAGCUUCGUCUUCCGUAGAACAAGCUUCUUCUUCCUCGUCUGCCAAAGACUUGCCAAAGAAACCUGCGAAAGACGAUUCUAGCUCUGUUGCGACGAACACUAAGCCACAGGCUCCUCAAGAUUCUGCCAAAGUUCCGGAAACGCAGCCUGCAAAGGUGCCAGCUCAAACGGUGGCAAGCAAGAAGCCACCACCUUCUCCACCCAAAGCUGGACUAGGAUUAGUAGAUUAUGGAUCUGACGAGGACGAUGAAUGAUUACUGCCAGGGACGUUUUUGCCGAAUUUGAUUGAAAUGAAUAGACAUAAUCUCGGUACGAAGACCAAGAACUCUCCGGUGAGCUGAGAGCUAUCGCAAAAUGCAGAAUACACGUAGAGGGUGAACAUAUUUCUCAACUA